AUGGUGCAAGUGACAACUCUCGCGGCCGCUGUAGUCUUAGGAGCUGCCGCUUCGACUUCUGCUGUCGAGCGAUGGUACAACCCCCAUGGCGUGAACCCUGGUCUGAAGAAUAUCCAACACGUUGUGCUCUUUAUGCAAGAGAACCGCGCCUUUGAUCACUACUUUGGUACUAUGGCCGGCGUCCGAGGGUUCCAGGAUCCAAAUGUCCACGUCUCCAAGAACACGAACAAGGACGUGUUUCACCAGCCUGUGAGCAGGAAUAUGUGGAACGGCGAUACUUUGCAACCUUUGGGAUACUUUCCGCCCAAGGAUGUGAAUGAGCUCAAACCCUAUUAUCUUGCAUGGCAAGGUGGUGAUUGGGCAAACCGCACACAAUGCAUGGUUGCUGGUACGAAUGACUGGCGCCAAAAUCAUGCGGCGUAUAAUCGCGGUGAGAUGGACAAAUGGGCUAUGGCCAACACUCCGUAUAGCAUUGGUUAUGUUCACGAAGCAGACAUUCCUGUGCAGUACAAAUUGGCUGAAGCAUUCACUGUGGGUGAUAUGUACUAUGAGUCGAUCAUGUCGUCCACAGCCCCUAAUCGUGUAUCAUGGUUCUCAGGCACCAUUAAUCCACCUAAAGGCAGCAAGGUCAACGGCACCAACAAGCACAUGGGCGGCCCCACGUUGGACAACCGUGAUUCGGUUGGCUGUGAAAGGACUGACUCAGGCAAACCAUUUUCGUGUGUGCCACUGCGAUGGAAAACGGUGCCAGAAUACCUGCAGGAAGCAGGUAUCUCGUGGCGUGUCUACCAAGACAAGGAUAACUUUGGUGACGAUCCAUUAGUGAUGUGGAAGCAGUACCAGACCUCGGCAAAGAAAAAAGGCGAUUUGGCUCAGCGCGGCACUUCGUUCCCUGGUCUUCAGAAGUUUUUUGAUGAUGCGCGCGAUGGCAAACUCCCAGAAGUGUCGUACAUCGUCGCCCCUAUGCAGCUGUCCGAGCAUCCUCCAUACAUGCCGAUGGAUGGUGCAUGGAUCCAAGGCGAGGUAGCCAAAGCCGUGAUGCAUGGUAAAAACUGGGACUCAACUGCACUUAUUUACUCGUAUGAUGAAACAGGUGGCUGGGCUGACCACGUUGUCAGUCCCUACCCUCCUCAGAGUGAGGAGAGUGAAUGGAUUGAGGACCCUUACGAUAAGUCUAACGGCAUAACACCCAUUGGUCCCGGCUUCCGUCUACCAUUUUAUAUCGUCUCGCCAUGGACCAGCGGUGGCCACGUAUUUACGGAGCAUGCAGCCCAUGAAAGCCAAAUUAUGUUCUUGGAGCAGUGGGCCUUGGCACAUGGGAAGCCAUUCACCUCUGAAGAGAUCCCUACUUGGCGCCGCGAGCAGCUUAGUGACCUGGUUAAAGCAUUCGACUUUAGCAGCAAAGACACGAGUGUGCCUGAGGUGCCACAUGUUCGAAAGCCAUCCCAGGACAUUUUUACCGGUCAUUUUAAUGGCGCAGAUGUCUGCCAAGCGAUUCACUUGAAGAAGGUUCAACCAGAUAUCCCAUACAAAAAGCUUAAUCCCAGCAACUCGAUGGAAGUCAAUAAGGGAUUCAAGCGUCUGCGCGGUGAUGUCACGGAAGGUCGUCGCCUCACAUUUGAGGCCCACAACCGUGCUCUUAGUCACAGUGGUUCGAAGCUCAAAUCAAGCUCUUCUAGUAAAGAGCACGACCAAAAGGAUCAGCUUUUCGUCGUGCACUGGCAAGGAGUGAAUCCAAAAGACAAUCGUUUCCGCAUUGCCACAACUGAUCAACUGUACAUUACAAAGUCUCUUUCUCUGUCCAAGAACGAGGAAAAAGCCGCCCUAUUUUCGCUAAAGGAUAUGGGAAAUGGAGUUGGGUAUAGUAUUUCAGAGCUUGACUCGGGAAAGCGCCUGCAGCUGAACGAGGACGGCUCCGUUGCACUCGGUGGCGACACUUACUUCCAAAUCUACAGCGUCACUCUCUGA
This is a messenger RNA of Malassezia restricta, 1968 nucleotides long. RefSeq names its product phospholipase C. The transcript has a single exon. Lineage: Eukaryota; Fungi; Basidiomycota; Malasseziomycetes; Malasseziales; Malasseziaceae. Bases 1 to 1968 code for a protein of 655 amino acids. Gene Ontology annotation, molecular function: hydrolase activity, acting on ester bonds. The record is from RefSeq and is a predicted model, not a curated record.